AUGGCGGAUCAUCGGGACGUAAACCUGCUAAAAAAGUGCUUAUCACCGGAGGAUAUCACAAAGUGCCUGAAAAGCGUGGAGCGGUACAAUGGUCUGUCACAACUUGCGCAGCGCACUUCUGAACAUCUGACGACUUUAGAAACGUCAUUUUUUAAUUUUGGGUCGCUGGUGAAGCUCUUGUCGCUUGUAUUUAAAAAGUAUGGCUUUGUGACGUUGCUGCUAUUACUGCUAAGCUACUCCUCCGUGCAGCUCAAGACACGAAAUACACAGCAGUUGCUACUCCGGCACGAGUGCGACAAGACGCAGCGGCGGAAGCGCAGAAAUUUGCGGGUGGCGGCACUUUUAGCUGUCAUCAAAGACCAACAAAUUCAGUAUAAUCAAAUUGCGAUGCUAGUUGGAGCGCGCGUUGCUAAGUAUUUAGCAGCACGAAAGGCGACCCACUGGACAAAGGUGAACACAUUCACCACAAUGUCCACCCGAAAUUCGGAACUACAGGCGCUUCGAAGUGAAUUGAUGAAAAUUAAAGGUGUCGUUGUGGACACAUGUUCGCAGCUGCAAAUAAAUUCAAGGUUGAAGAAGCCCAAAGAGAUUGUGAAGACACUGGAACCUGCAUCAGCUAGUGGAACAGGGAUAGAAGUGGAUCAUAAUGAAGCGAUUUCUAUUUCUAUAGCAAGAGAAGGAGAACGAAUUGCAACGCAGAAUCACAUCCGGGAUCAAACAACAAUGAGCCACGAAGAACUUACGGAGCUCUUUAAAAGCGGCCAGGCGAAAGAGGAGCUGUCAACGCCUGGUAGCUUCUGGGUCUUCUUUGCGUCUUAA
Molecule: messenger RNA, 819 nt
Organism: Plasmopara halstedii
Lineage: Eukaryota; Oomycota; Peronosporomycetes; Peronosporales; Peronosporaceae
Exons: 2
Coding region: 1-819 (272 amino acids)
Source: RefSeq, a predicted model, not a curated record